CUGCAAGGAGUACGUUUGCCUCAACUCCUUGACCACUGAGGAGGACCGUCCAACGGUUCACAUUUAAUGAUAUCUCCGCCCAUUAAAAUAUUUUCUCCUUUCUGAUUGGACGAAAUGAUGUCGUCUCUUGAAAUUGAGAUCCCGCCAAAACUAGUUUCUCUCUACUUAUCUGUAACUAGCAGAGAAAUUCCAAGGAAAAUGAAAAUGGAGACUUAUAUUUGGUUACUGAGAAAACUUAAUAAGUUGCAGCUUCUCGUUUUAUCAGCACCCAAAGAGUAUUCGGAAUCGCUAACCCAAUCUCUACAGACGAAGAAAUCUAAGUGACCUUAUUUGCAGAGGAAAUCUAAUGGAAGAGACGGACAAAAGGAAAAACAUUGGCUGGAUUGUUUGCAAAUCACUGUUUCGUCAAGUUGAACAAAUAUUCAUAUUCUUUUUCCAUAUUAUCUUCCUUUUUUUGAGAUUCAUCUGAUAUAAUUUGAUUAUUAAUUUAUUUCUUUGGUCAGAGAUUGCUCUCUCUGAUUCAUGGAAGGUUGUCCGAGUCCAUCCUCUAGCAAGAGGAUUCAUCGUCAAACAAUUGAUUCAGAAGGUCCGUAUAGACUGCUUCAUUGUUCAGGUAAGGGAGACAAAACAGGGGUGAUGCAGGAGUUAGAAAAAGGUGUGGAACCAAAUCUGGCUGAUUAUGAUAAGAGAACAGCUCUUCAUUUAGCUUCUUGCGAAGGCUGCAACGAAAUUGUGGUCCUACUUCUUGAGAAAGGUGCUGAUGUGAAUUCCGUAGAUCGUUGGGGUCGCACUCCACUGUCAGAUGCUCGUAGCUUUGGCCAUGAGGAUAUUUGCAAGAUAUUGGAAAGUCGAGGUGGAAUAGAUCCGGUGGGACUUGAUUCCCUAACACCUUGCUAUGAGAUCGAUUACGGUGAAGUGGACAUGGAUGGUGCAACACUUAUUGGAGAGGGAGCAUAUGGUGAGGUAUAUUUAGUGAGAUGGCGCGGUACAGAAGUAGCAGCAAAGACUAUCCGCUCCUCUAUUGCAUCAAAUCAGAAAGUAAAGAAUACCUUUUUGAAGGAAUUGGGCUUAUGGCAAAGGUUGCGCCACCCAAAUAUAGUGCAGUUCCUUGGUGUUCUAAAGCACUCUGAUCGUUUAAUCUUCCUCACAGAGUAUCUUCGCAAUGGAAGUUUGUAUGACAUAUUGAAAAAGAAGGGAAGACUUGAUCCACAAACAGCAGUUGCCUAUGCUUUAGAUAUUGCAAGGGGCAUGAAUUAUCUGCAUCAACACAAACCAAAUGCUAUUAUACAUCGGGAUUUGACACCAAGAAAUGUGCUUCAAGAUGAAUCUGGGCACCUUAAGGUUACAGACUUUGGCUUAAGCAAAAUUGCUCAGGAAAAGGAUGCCUAUGGUUACAAGAUGACUGGUGGAACGGGUUCAUAUCGUUACAUGGCACCCGAGGUUUAUCGUCGAGAAUCCUAUGGGAAGAGUGUUGACGUCUUCUCCUUUGCACUUAUAUUACAUGAGAUGUUCCAAGGGGGACCGUCAAAUAGGGCAGAACUCCCAGAACAAGUUGCAGACAAGCGGGCUUAUGAAGAUUCCAGACCAUCCCUAUCCUCAUUUGUGUACCCUGAACCGAUCAAGACGCUUCUUCGAGAGUGCUGGCACAAGAAUCCUGAAUGCAGACCUACAUUUGAGGAGAUAAUUUCACAGCUAGAGACAAUUGAAGAUAAUUUACGACAUAAGAGACCUGCUGGUGGCUGCUGUGACUGUAUUAUCUUAUGACUAUGACUAUUCGUUCAAUAUAUAUGCUCAACGUACAGUGAUCACUGUAUUUGGUGCAUUUUUUCGCUUAACUAUGGAUUUUUCUGUAAUUGAUAAUAAAUGUCUUCGCUUUUCUUUCGUAUUCUGACAUGCAAAUGCAAUGGUGAUGUUGUUGCAUAUCUUACUGCAACAAGUUUCAUCUUGUACAAAAACUCAAAUGCAAAUGCAAUUAGUCACCAAUACUAUUGUUUCUCUUUGCUGGGGAAA
Molecule: messenger RNA, 2010 nt
Organism: Jatropha curcas
Lineage: Eukaryota; Viridiplantae; Streptophyta; Magnoliopsida; Malpighiales; Euphorbiaceae
Product: serine/threonine-protein kinase 12
Biological process (GO): protein phosphorylation
Molecular function (GO): ATP binding; protein binding; protein serine/threonine kinase activity
Source: RefSeq, a predicted model, not a curated record